AUGGCUGCACCCGGCGGCCUCGGACCCCACGGUAUUGCAUGGCUUGCCUCCGGGCCGUUGGGAUCCAGAGCUGGCGAUGCCCAUUGGAUCGGCGACCACCAGCAAAGACUGGGGAGCGAGUGGGCUGGACGGUGCUCCCCACCCGUCAUCAUGGAAUCCUCCCAGAUUGGCGGCAAUGGCAGCCGACGGUUGGCAAACAACAAAAGCUUGCUCCGUCUGAGCCCGCAGACGCACACGGGCGACUCGACCGCUCGCGCUAUCUAUUGGAGCGUGCACAAGACGGAACACAGCCCCCCCGCCGCCGCUAUUCCCCGAGGUUCCCCAGGGCCGCAGGGCCGCAGGAGGAGCAAGGAGCGCGCUAAACACGGGAGCCUGCCGCCAGUCCGGCUUCGAAAGGCUUUCUGCGCAUACGUCUCUGGGGUUCGCCCAGACGACGACGACGACGCCGACGCCGACGACGCAAUGCCGCCCUUGCCGGCCCAGCAGACACGGACAGCAUGA
This is a messenger RNA of Gaeumannomyces tritici R3-111a-1, 501 nucleotides long. RefSeq lists its product as hypothetical. Lineage: Eukaryota; Fungi; Ascomycota; Sordariomycetes; Magnaporthales; Magnaporthaceae. The transcript has 4 exons. Bases 1 to 501 code for a protein of 166 amino acids. The record is from RefSeq and is a predicted model, not a curated record.